AUGAAGGCAGCUUGUGUAUUGGCUUGCCUGGCUCUAGCCACCGGCAUCUCCGCGAGUAUCUUCAAGCAGCAGGAACGACGAGUGGAAGGCCUCGAUGUUCUGCAGCCAAUACUUAAUAAUAAAUACAUCAACGAACCGCUGGGCUUGCUUGACUCAAUCAAGUCAGUCGGUCAAAAUCUACUAGACAACACUCUUGGAAACAAGAAAACCCAAGAAGAACAGCUGCAGCAAGACCUGAGAAACUGGAACGUACAACUCCAGGAACAGCUCCGGCAACAAACAUCCAAACUACAAGAGCAGCUUCCUGAGAUCAUCCAGUACCAGAAGCCUUCCGUGCCCCUGCAAUACCAGCAGCCGUCUCUGCCCCUGCAGUACCAGCAGCCGUCCCUGCCCCUGCAGUACCAGCAGCCGUCUCUGCCCUUGAAAUACCAGCAACCGUCCCUGCCCGUGCAAUAUCAGCAGCAGUCUCAGCGUGUGCCACGACACCAGCAGCCUCUCCAGAAACCCCAGGACUGGCACUCUACCCACGAAAAGCCUUCCCAGAAACCUCAGGAACCCCAGGACUGGCACUCUACUCACCAAAAGCCUUCCCAGAAACCUCAGGAACCCCAGGAAUGGCACUCUACUCACCAGAAGCCUUCCCAGAAACCACAAGAAUGGCAUUCCACCCACCAGCAGCCAUCUCAAAAACCCCAGGAAUGGCACUCUACCCACCAGAAACCUCAGAAUCCCCAAGAAUGGCACACUUCUCAUGAGCAGCCUUCUCUGAAUUCUCAGGAGUGGCACUCUACCCACCACCACCAAUCUCACUUACACAACCAUGAUCACCAGCACGAUCAUCAUCAUCAUCAUAAUAACAAGCCUCGUCUCGCCCUUGAAUCGUCGUCCUCCAGCGAAAGCUCUGAGGAAUCCCAGGAAUGGACUAACCAAGCUAAAGAAGUACAACAAAUCCGUGCUCAAAGGUGGACUCAGCCAAGACUGCCCCUUGUGGACUCCAUCAUGAACCAGAACAACCAAAAUGUCCAAUCCAACGGUAAUGUCAUCGGAUUGAAUGGUUUAAAGAUGACUGUCGGACCCAAAUCUCUUGUCCAAGGCGUAGAAGACAUUGAAAAAAUCUUCGGCGAUGUCGAGAAGGCAAUGAAGCACAUUCAAGUGGAGGACAAGAUCAAGAUACGUGAAGUUUUUGAAAUCGCCCAGCAAACAGAAAAUGAAGAUGUUGUGCUCAAUGCCACCCAACUGGCACAGAAAUACGAGUACACCAUCGAGGAGCACACUGUCAAGACCGACGAUGGCUACAUUCUCACUGUUUUCAGAAUUCCCCCUAAGAUGCGAACUCGUGAUGUUCAGAAGAGGCCCGUUGUUUUCCUGAUGCACGGUGUUCUUGGAAGUGCUGACGACUGGCUGCUCAUGGGACCCGGCAAGUCACUCGCUUACUUGCUCGCUGAUGCUGGCUACGAUGUAUGGCUCGGUAACGCUCGUGGUAACAAGUACUCCAGACGCCACGUCUCCAAACAUCCCGCUAUGUCAGACUUCUGGCAAUUCAGUAACGACGAAAUCGCUCUUCAUGACUUGCCAGCCAUGAUCGACCUCGCUCUGGAAACAGCUCAACAGGAGAAACUGUACUACGUCGGUGUUGCACAAGGAACUACUUCAUUCUUUGCACUCACUGCCACCCGCCCCGAGUACAACAACAAAAUCAUCAUGAUGUACGCUUUGUCACCCAUGGUCUACAUGACGAACGUGCGCAGUCCCCUUCUCCGCAUGAUGGCUCCCACAAACAAGUUCCAAGAACGUUUAAAUCGCCAAAUUGGUAACGAAGCCUUCACUCUCAACAAGGAGCUGAUCGACACCGUCGGAGGAGUUAUGUGCGAGAUCAUGAUCGGCAACGAGAAACUCUGCUCAAACGUGAACUUUAUUAUGUCUGGACUGAACGUAGACUCUAUGGAUCCCAGAAUCUUGCCCGUUGUGAUGGGACACCUGCCUUCAACCACGUCUGCCAAGGUGAUGAAACAAUACGGACAAGGUGUUGCUUCAAAUGAGUUCCGAAGAUACGACUAUGGUCCUUACAUCAAUUGGCAAGUGUAUGGUUCGGAAGAGCCUCCUAAGUACAACAUCGCUGAAGUACAAGUCCCUGUUACCCUGUACUACAGUGAGGAAGACUGGCUAGCUAACCCCGAAGACGUGGCUAGACUGCAGAAAGAACUUCCCAAUGUGAGAGAAGCUGUCAAGGUGCCUGAGGAACACUUCAGCCACAUGGACUUCCAGUUCUCGACCAAGGCUCCCGAGAUGGUGUACCAGCAACUCAUCCAAUCCAUGAAACAGCAGCAGCAGCAACAGUAA
Molecule: messenger RNA, 2340 nt
Organism: Spodoptera littoralis (African cotton leafworm)
Lineage: Eukaryota; Metazoa; Arthropoda; Insecta; Lepidoptera; Noctuidae
Source: the annotation of a GenBank genome assembly